Messenger RNA from Drosophila suzukii, 971 nucleotides. It is a transcript of the gene Smug, whose product is annotated as Single-strand-selective monofunctional uracil-DNA glycosylase. NCBI's taxonomy places the organism in Eukaryota, Metazoa, Arthropoda, Insecta, Diptera, Drosophilidae. Gene Ontology annotation, molecular function: single-strand selective uracil DNA N-glycosylase activity; oxidized pyrimidine nucleobase lesion DNA N-glycosylase activity. Gene Ontology annotation, biological process: base-excision repair. The record is from RefSeq and is a predicted model, not a curated record.
AAGGAACAGCUGUUCUAAAACAAAACUAGUAAACAAAUCAAAAGCAGUUCAAGACUAACCAUACAUAUAUAGCACUUUGGACUGCGUAAACGGUUAGAUUAAACGACAUGUUAAAACGAAAAUUAAACCAGCAAAAAGAUAAUCUGGAGGAUGUGGAGCCCAAAAAAUCAUUUCCAAAUGAAGAAAGUACCAUAUCCGAUUUCUUCAUCCAGCCUCUGUGGUUAAAAUUCUAUAAUACUGAGGUCAAGUUGAACGAGUUGCUAGAAGAACUGACCCCCCCUCCGAACAUUAAGUGCAUCUACAACCCCAUAGUGUAUGCGUCACAACUGCACUGUGAUUAUGUGCGACGGUAUUUGAGUGGUCCGAAAAAGCUAGUGUUUAUUGGGAUGAAUCCAGGACCCAAUGGAAUGGCUCAGACGGGGAUACCCUUUGGCAAUGUGCGCACUGUAAAACUCUUGUUGCAACUGUCAGGAUCUGUGGACAAACCUCCUGUCGAACAUCCCAAACGUCCUGUUUUGGGCUUGGACUGCAAGAUUGAGGAGCCCAGUGGUGUUCGUCUGUGGGAGUUAUUUCUGCGAUUGGCUGGAAACGUAAACAUCUUCACCCAGCAGUGCUUUGUGCACAAUUUUUGUCCUCUGGCCUUCUUCGAUGAAGCGGGCAAGAACCUAACGCCCAGUGAAUUGAAAGGACCUUACAAAAAGCAGCUGCGGGAAUAUUGUUUGGAAACACUUGAGGAGCAAUUGGUUCUACUUAAGCCCCAAGUUCUUGUGGCUGUGGGGGAAUAUGUUCAUACCGCAUUGAAAGGAUCAAGGUACUGCAAAUCGGAUUCCGUUUCUGUCCUUCGGCUGCCUCAUCCAAGUCCUCGAUCUGUUAAUAAUAACGAUUGGCCGAAUAAGGCUCGAGCUUUUCUGGAGGAGAACAACCUAAUCCGCUUUUUGCGGAAUGAAGCUUAAAACACAAAAUGCAUCAGG